Molecule: messenger RNA, 3606 nt
Organism: Drosophila virilis
Lineage: Eukaryota; Metazoa; Arthropoda; Insecta; Diptera; Drosophilidae
Gene: tgo
Product: Aryl hydrocarbon receptor nuclear translocator homolog tgo
Biological process (GO): regulation of transcription by RNA polymerase II
Cellular component (GO): cytoplasm; aryl hydrocarbon receptor complex; nucleus
Molecular function (GO): RNA polymerase II cis-regulatory region sequence-specific DNA binding; protein dimerization activity; DNA-binding transcription factor activity, RNA polymerase II-specific
Source: RefSeq, a predicted model, not a curated record
GCACGGUCACACUGUGCACAGUAAACAGUUUCAGAUUUUAUCGUGUGUGUGCAAUUCGUGGAAGAAAAUUUGGUAAUUUGCCAUAAAAUAGUUAAAAACUCUCGUUAACAGCGCUAAAAUGUGUUAAACUUCAGACAUGUGUUAAUAGUGUACAAUUAACAAUGUAAAAACUGUUGCCUAGAUUUGCUGUGUGUUGUUACAAAAACUGGCCAUAUAUACACUUGCAUACACACACAUGCACACACACAGUGGCAAACGUAGACAAAAUACUAAACCCUCCCUCGACACACGAAUCACUUUUCAGAACCGUGCGCUGGGCCGUCGCGGCAAAGCGACCCACAUAAAGAAAGCGAACAGCAGAGCAAAGCAAAACUAAGAGAAGUACUCAUAAAUACACAAACACACAAUCACACACACAUAAAUAUACAGCGAGUGAAAGAGUGGGCUAAUUAAGUAUUCGGAUCAUGGACGAUGCCAACAUACAGGACAAGGAGCGCUUCGCUAGCCGCGAGAAUCAUUGUGAAAUCGAACGACGCCGUCGCAACAAAAUGACCGCCUACAUAACGGAACUCUCGGACAUGGUGCCCACCUGCAGCGCCCUGGCACGCAAGCCCGACAAGCUGACCAUCCUGCGCAUGGCCGUGGCCCACAUGAAGGCGCUGCGUGGCACAGGCAAUACGAGCAGCGAUGGCACCUACAAGCCCUCCUUUCUCACAGACCAGGAACUGAAGCAUUUAAUCCUGGAGGCAGCCGAUGGCUUUCUAUUCGUCGUAUCCUGUGAUUCGGGCCGUGUGAUCUAUGUGUCCGACUCGGUGACUCCGGUGCUCAACUAUACACAAAGCGAUUGGUAUGGCACCAGCUUGUAUGAGCACAUCCAUCCGGAUGAUAGGGACAAGAUACGCGAACAGCUGUCCACGCAGGAGUCACAGAAUGCGGGCCGCAUCCUCGAUCUGAAGUCGGGCACAGUCAAAAAGGAGGGUCAUCAGUCGAGCAUGCGCCUCAGCAUGGGCGCCCGCCGUGGUUUCAUAUGUCGCAUGCGCGUGGGCAAUGUCAAUCCGGACGCCAUGGUCUCUGGCCAUUUGAAUCGCCUAAAGCAGCGCAAUUCCUUGGGCCCCUCCCGGGAUGGCUCCAAUUAUGCUGUGGUCCAUUGCACAGGCUACAUAAAAAACUGGCCGCCCACGGACAUGUUUCCCAAUGUGCACAUGGAACGCGAUGUGGAUGACAUGGCCUCCCACUGUUGCCUGGUAGCCAUUGGCCGGCUGCAGGUCACCUCAACGGCUGCCAACGACAUGACCGGCAGCAAUAAUCAGAGCGAGUUCAUCACACGCCACGCCUUGGAUGGCAAAUUCACGUUUGUGGAUCAGCGUGUGCUGCACAUUCUGGGCUAUACGCCCACCGAGCUGCUGGGCAAGAUAUGCUAUGAUUUCUUUCAUCCCGAGGACCAGAGCCACAUGAAGGAGAGCUUCGAUCAGGUGCUCAAGCAGAAGGGACAAAUGUUCUCGCUGCUCUAUCGCGCCCGCGCCAAGAGCUCCGAGUUCGUAUGGCUGCGCACGCAGGCCUAUGCCUUCCUCAAUCCCUACACGGAUGAGGUGGAGUACAUUGUGUGCACGAACAGCUCCGGCAAGACGCUGCAUGGCGCCACGCCCGAGCAGCAGCAGCAACAACAGCAGCAACAGCAGCAGGCGGAGCAACAACAUGUUUAUGUGCAGGCGCCGGGCGUCGAUUAUACGCUGCAGCCGCCGCGACGUGAGAUUACACCCACUGGCGGCGAUGGUGGCAUCUACCAGAUGCACAUGCAGGCGCCGCCGCCACGUCCUGCCUCGGCGCAGAAUACGCCCGUCGCCUAUAGCUAUGAUGCCACGCACUCGCCAUAUGGCGCCGCAGCGGGCGGCGGACCCUCUCCGCUGGCCAAGCUGCCCAAGUCGGGCACCUCGCCCACACCCAAUGCCUGGGGCGCGCGUGGCAUGCCCGGGCAGCAGCCGCAGCCAACUUCUACUGAGGCAUAUCCAGCGUAUCAGCAGAGCAGCCCGGCGCGCUCGCCUAGCGGCCCCACCUACACGCAGCUCAGUGCUGGCAAUGGCCAGCAGCAGCAGCAACAACAACAACAACAACAGCAGCAGCAGCAACAACAACGUCAGCAACAGCAGCAACAGGCGGCUGCAUAUCAGGCGGGGCCAGCGGCAACGCCUUGGGAUUGGCAAAAUGCGGCCACACACCCGGCACAUCCGCAUCCACAUCCGCAUCCGCAUGCCCAUCAUCCACAUGCGCAUGCACAUCCAGGCGCUGCAGUCGUUCCAGGCGCACAGCAGCCGCAAGGUCAGGAGUUCUCAGAUAUGCUGCAAAUGCUCGAUCACACCAACACAACCACAUUCGAGGAUCUGAAUAUUAAUAUGUUUAGUACUCAAUUCGAGUAAAUGCACUCUCUCUCCCUCUCCCUCUCUCUCUCUCUCUCUCCUUCUCUCGCACACACACACACACACACACACGUCCACUUGUAACUCUGUUAGGGAUGAGCGCGUGCUAAGCUAGCUAAGCACGACAUGAAUAUUGUUCUUGCAAGCAACAGUUUUUAAUUAACUUGUACAGCUUACAGAUAGUAUUUGAUCUGUUUAUGAUUCUACAAAUUGCAAUAUUAGACUCUUAUAAUUACCAAUAGUUGAGUUGCUAUUUUCACUAUUGAAAAUAUACAUUAUUUCUCAUGCACUUCCAGACACGCGCUCAUCUUUACUCGGUGCAAAACUCAGUUUUACUUAUUUUUCAAGUGCAAUCUACAAAAGAAAAAAAGAAUCAUGCUAAAAAAUUGUUGAAAUAUUUUAGCCAGCAUACAUACAUAUAUGGCAUAUAUACAUAUAUCAAGUCGGAUAUAAAGCAAAACAAAUAAAUUGUAGACUCGUAAAUAGGCACUUAGGCACAUAACGGUAGUCACGUACCGUAUACGCUCUCGAUAUCGAUAUCAUUGCUCGCUUCCACACGAAAAGCCGCCAAUCCGCACACUCACACACGCAGAGAGAACACAUAUGUAUGCUGUGUCUGUGUCUCUGCCAAGCAGUGCAAAGUAUUCGAAAUAGCUGUAAGGCAAUCACUCAUGCAAAUUGCAAAGUUCAUUAACGAACAAAAGAAUACAACUUUUAUAUGUGUAUACAUAAUAAUAUAAUUACAUGUGUAAUUCCUAGACUAAUAAACAACAAUUCUACUUGUAAGCACUUGCACACACUCACACACACACACACACACACACACACACACACACACACCCAUAUGCAGAAAUCAUGGGUUGCGCUCUUUCUCUCACCCGCCCGCUACAAUUUGCUCCCUGCACUGCAACAUUGACACCAAUUUGUUGUUGUUUUGCUCAUUUUUUGCUUUUAUUUGUUUUUGCAUGCGGAAAAAACAGUUCAAGUGCAAAUACUGAAAACAGUUAUUGCUUAAUUUUCUUUUUUGUCAAAUUUGUGAAAAUUGCAAGCUCUACUUUUAACGGGUUUGCCAACAGACGCGGCUCAAAUAACGUUGACUACGCAUUAUAUAAAUAUUAUUUACAUAAAACAUUCAUAGUUUUUAACAUACAAAUUAGCAAAUAAAGCGUAUGGCAUAACAAAUAAAAAAUAA